Mytilus trossulus (common blue mussel) is the source of this 1220-nucleotide messenger RNA. RefSeq lists its product as uncharacterized. The transcript has 6 exons. Lineage: Eukaryota; Metazoa; Mollusca; Bivalvia; Mytilida; Mytilidae. Bases 10 to 591 code for a protein of 193 amino acids. The record is from RefSeq and is a predicted model, not a curated record.
UGUCUGGUCAUGAUAAAAAAUUUGAAAUCAUUGAUUAUUCUGUUUUGCACUAUAGGUCAAGCACAUUUUGACCCUGGAGUUUGUAACAAGAGUAGUCAUGAUGGGGAAACAAAAAGAUUUUGCUGUGAUUUUUUUGAAAAAAAAAAUACUGGAUGUAUAGCAUGUGAUGAUGGAUUUGAGUCCACAAACGGUGAUCGUUGCACGCCUUGUUUUAACAACAGAUAUGGCAAAGGUUGUGUGGAUACGUGUAUGUGUUUAGCAAGCAAAAGAUGUGAUUAUAUCUAUGGGUGUGUAGAUAUGUUAACAACAGUAGAUUUUCAGGAAGGUACCUCACGGAUGAUAAAGCCCUUUGUUACAGUUCAAGACAGUUCAAAUAAUCAAGCUAAACAUGAUACAAAGGUCAAUCCGCUUCUCGUUUAUAUUGUCACUGCAUCAUCAAUAACAUUGAUAUUUGUAUCAGCCAUUUGUAUAAUAAUACGACGGAGACGCCGACAGCUGUUCAAAGAUAAUUUAAGAGUUCAGAGACAAAACAGAAUUGCGUAUGUUCAAAGUCAGAGCGAGGAAAACGAACAGUAUAUAACUAUUCUAUAAUAGUUUAUUGUACAUGCUGUAUCUAGAAGUAAAUGUUUAUUUGUUAUUUGGUUAACUGAACAUAAUUAACUGAUUAAGAAGAGGACAUAUUUGCACUUGCUGACUCAGAUUUUUGAUAAUUAGCAGGGUUAAUUGUUAAACAUAUGUUUAUGUUUUGUUAAUCAUUUUUUUUGUAAUAAAAUAGUUAAAAGGGGGCUCGCGGGUCUAAAUCAUUUUUUUUAAAUUUUAUAUAGGAUUUCUCUAUAUUUUUCUAUAAAUUAACUUAUCUUAUACAUAAUAGAAAAAUGAAAUAACAAAAUUGGGGCACCGUUUAUUUACGACUGAAAUCUGCAUUUGAAAGCAGCAUACAUUUUUGUUGAUGUCCUUUUUUGUUGUUGAACUAAUAGGACAAAUAGCGGCAACAACUAAACAAAGAAACCGCUUAAAUUUUACAACUAUUUAGUUUAUGUAUAGCUUAUUCUGUUAUUCGAAAACAACAAUAAAAAAUAUAAAUCACCGAUGAGUUAAACAAGAUAUUUCAAUUUCAAUGCCAAAAGAAUGGCAUUUUUCAACCAAAUGGAGAUAAUUUUGAGUUUUUUUCAAUGACAUCUAAAUUUUAAAAGUCACCUAGGGCAAACAAACAUGAAUUG